AUGAAUUCAGCGACUGUGAGCCCUGUGAUGUCAACCCCAUCGCUUCCACGGCGCGGUGCAGCCUCAUCCGUGAACAGCUCCGUGCUGAGCAGUAACAGUUCUUCUGAAGCGGAAUCUGUGAAGCCUUUCACCUGCAUACCAGAGUAUUGCUUCCCAUCAUCUGAGAGCCCCUUAGAGGGCUCUCCUGGUCUCCCUCUACCUCCAGCGGCUUAUGCAGAUUCUGACGAGGAGCCCUACAUCUGCACUAAGCAAUUUCCUUGUUCACAAAACAGUGAUGGUGCUGUUAGUGGUGAGACUUCUUCUCACAAAGUGAAGGCAACUCCUCUAAUUCAUCGGAGGAAGCUUCACCAAAAGCCAGAGAAGGUGCAUGUUAUUCGCAAGACAGUAGCGAUCAUGCUAGUGUACAACUGGACGGACAACAGUAAAACUGCGAAUUUGUCGGGAAAGGAAGAUCCAUCACAAAAGGCUGUUGUAGCAUACAAACAAGACGAUGAUAUCGGAAAUCUGUCGUUGUCGAGCGAGGUUCAUCCGGCUGGUGACGAUGUAGUAGUUAAGCGACAGAUUUGUGGCGGCAACGCUGAAAAUUCACCGCCAUCGCCUGGGGUAGCCUCCAGCGUCUCAAGCUCAUGUAGCCCAGUAGCGAAGCGAGGUCGUUUUGGUUCCAGUUGUGCGAGAGAUGUUUCAAACUUAUGCAUGGUUAGUUACCGCGAGGAAAGUACGCAUGCCUUAGGCACGUUAUUUAUGGAUGCGCAGAAGAAGGAAGGCGCAUCAUGGGCGGAUCGUCGGGAUGUUGUAAUGAGAGCUUUGGUAGACAUGAAGAAGCGGAAACACACUCUG
This is a messenger RNA of Cooperia oncophora, 837 nucleotides long. NCBI's taxonomy places the organism in Eukaryota, Metazoa, Nematoda, Chromadorea, Rhabditida, Trichostrongylidae. The record is from the annotation of a GenBank genome assembly.